CACAUCACCUGUAGAGAGAGAGACAGAGACAGAGGGAGAGGAAGGGUAUAAACGCAAUAACGCGUCACUCUGAAGGUAAAAACCGCCCUUUCUCCGGAUAAAUCGGAUUUUUGAGCGAUUUUUUUUGUAGCUUUCGCAAAACCAGCACAAAAGAAGAAAAAGAAAAAAACCCAAGUGUGUUUGUCAUUAUAAGGUGUUUGUCUCUGCAUGCCUUUCCGCACAAGUUCUCGGUGUGUGUGGGCAAAUGGACAAGGUGUUCUCCCGGAGACUCGGACUGCUCUUGUCUCUCUCCUCGCUGCUGCUUUUCCCAGGUGAUUCCCAGAGAGUCGAGAUGCCUAGGAAAGACAUGGAAGCAAUCAAGGGCCAAACGGUGGUUCUGGAGGCCUGGUACACACCCACAUCCGUCAUCAAGAAAAACACAGUCAUCUGGAACUUCAUGGCCAGUGACUCCAAACAAAUCAUCUCCUAUUCCUCAGGAGAGAUCGGGAUUGGAAGUUCUGAAUUCAGAAAACGUGUUGGCUUUGCAGUGUCCAUGCCCUCGAGCAACCUUUCCAUCUACAUCAACAACACGCAGGAGUCCGACUCUGGGCGUUACCUCUGCAACGUCAUCAUUCCUGGAGCACCAGGUCUCUCGGGGGAGCUGCAACUCAAUGUCAAAGUCCCUCCCUCCACUCCAGUGUGCUCUAUGACUGGGGAUCCUGUACUGACUGGGAAUGUGACCCUAAGCUGUAAGUCCAGCUAUGGCAAACCUGUCCCUCAGUACAAGUGGACCAAGGCUGCUCCUCUCUCUGAGAUCUACUUCCCGCCAAUGCAGAAUGAGAGGCAGGGCACGCUGAGGUUGAGCAACCUGACCAAAAGCAUGUCAGGAAAAUAUGUGUGCAAGGCCAGCAACACGGCCGGGAGCGACAGCUGCCACAUCAACUUGGAAGUAUCUGUCACCAGCAGUGCCUGGCUGAUAGCAGGAGCCACUGUGGGUUCAGUUGUGGGGUUCGUGGCCCUCGUCCUGUUACUGGUCUUCAUCCUCAGGAGAGAAUGUGACACAGAGGAGGAAAUGGCCAAUGAAAUCAAGGAGGAUGCUCAGGCUCCAAAGCGGGUUUCCUGGGCUAAAAGUGCUACCGCAUCAGAUAUCAUCUCCAAGAAUGGGACUCUGUCCUCUAUUGCCAACAGCCCUGCUCCUCAGGACCCUUCUCACAUGCCUAACAACCACUAUCCGUACUCCCCUAAUGGCUGUGACUCCAUUCUCACCGCAUCAGGUGGAACAUAUCUGUACCCAGGAGAGCCCAAUCCUCUCCAUGGGUUGCCUGGCUACGUCAACAAGACGCCUGCCCAUGCCCAACACCACCAACCAAAGAACAGCUGCACACUCAGGACGGAUGGAGCUCAGCCUCAGGCACCAUGCCCCACCCCUGUUCUCGUCAGAUCCAUGCCACUCUGUGGCACUGUGCCUGUCAUGAUACCCGCUCAGAAACAGGCCGGUUCGCUCGUCUAGCCGAGUCAAGUCAAAUUCUCCAGCUCUUAGCAAGUGGACUGGACUCGAUGACUCCAUUAUACAAGUUCAAGAUUUACAUUUUUUUAUAUUCAAGGUUAGAGUUUUCUAUGUAAAAUAUUAGUAGUCUAUUUUAUAAAGUAUAUCGUAUGGGUUAAGAUUAGGAUGUUUUCUUCUGUUUGUUUGUUUGUUUUAUUUUGCCUAAAACAGUGAAUUAUAUCCUUAUGUUUUCAAAUUACCUUUAAGUUUUCAAAACUCUCAUCAAGACAGUAUUUUUCAUUCAUGUCAGAAUUUGACAUGGAUGACAACUCCAUUUGAUUUGACAGAUUCUGUUUCUGUUGUCAGAUUUAGAUAUUUCUCUAAUUACCAGAAAAGAACUUAAGGAAAGUAAAGAACAUGUGAUUCAAUGCAGGUGUGUAAACAGUUACAGACGUUGAUGGAUGCAGUUCAGUUCUUGUUAGAGUGAUUCGACAACAGUUGUUGCAUCUGGUGUGUUCUACUUUAAACGUUACCUUGUGCCUCUUUUUUGCUCAGGAGUUUCUACAUUUGACAGCCUAACUCUUUAACAGCCAUUGGCAGAUCUCUCAGUCUGAACAAUAGUUUUUAUUUAAAAAGAUAUUUGUUACUUGGUUUACUGUAUAUUUUAAGAGAAAGUGAACCCAUUCAUAAAUGCGUUAUUUUUUUUUCACUUUUUGGUUGGCGCAUCAGUUCUCUACUCGGUUUUGUGCAAGUAGAUUGGAAUUAAUAUUGCCAUAAAUAAGUGUAACAGCAUUUCUCUUAUCUCUUAAAUAUCUCUGAUUUGUGAUUGGCUCGUUUUACUCUGGAGCCUUUGUUCCAUAAUUGUCCACAUGGUGGAAGCAAAGUGGUGAAAAUAUUAACGCCAUAGUUCUUUUAUGGAAGGGAAAACAAAAUUCUCCUAUACUCACAUUGUGUUUAUUUCUUUAACCACCGAUUGCGCUCUAUAGAAUAAACUAAACAAUUGUGGAAUUUUGAA
Ictalurus punctatus (channel catfish) is the source of this 2480-nucleotide messenger RNA. It is a transcript of the gene esamb, whose product is annotated as endothelial cell adhesion molecule b. Lineage: Eukaryota; Metazoa; Chordata; Actinopteri; Siluriformes; Ictaluridae. Gene Ontology annotation, cellular component: adherens junction; plasma membrane. The coding region runs from base 245 to 1489 and encodes 414 amino acids. The transcript is spliced from 7 exons. Gene Ontology annotation, molecular function: cell-cell adhesion mediator activity. Gene Ontology annotation, biological process: homophilic cell-cell adhesion. The record is from RefSeq and is a predicted model, not a curated record.